Setaria italica (foxtail millet) is the source of this 2322-nucleotide messenger RNA. RefSeq names its product protein NRT1/ PTR FAMILY 5.2. Lineage: Eukaryota; Viridiplantae; Streptophyta; Magnoliopsida; Poales; Poaceae. Gene Ontology annotation, biological process: transmembrane transport; dipeptide transport. Gene Ontology annotation, molecular function: tripeptide transmembrane transporter activity; dipeptide transmembrane transporter activity. The transcript has 3 exons. Gene Ontology annotation, cellular component: membrane. The record is from RefSeq and is a predicted model, not a curated record. Bases 73 to 1920 code for a protein of 615 amino acids.
CCGCGGAGCUAGAACCGUAGUGCCUGUCAUACCCAUCCCUCUCGCUCGGGGAGCUCUCGGCCAGCUCCAGCCAUGGCGGAGAGGCUGGAGGCGGCGCCGGCCUCCGGCGACGAGUACACGCAGGACGGCACGGUGGACCUCCACGGCAACCCGGUGCUCCGGGCCAAGCGCGGAGGGUGGAAAGCCUGCGGCUUCGUCGUAGUGUACGAGGUGUUCGAGCGGAUGGCGUUCUACGGCAUCUCGUCGAACCUGGUGCUGUACCUGACGACGAAGCUGCACCAGGGCGUGGUGCCGUCGGCGAACAACGUCACCAACUGGGUCGGAACCAUCUGGAUGACGCCGGUCAUCGGAGCCUACGUCGCCGACGCGCACCUCGGCCGCUACCGCACCUUCAUGGGCGCCUCCGUCAUCUACCUCAUCGGCAUGAUCCUGCUGACGCUGGCGGUGUCGCUGCCGGCGCUGCGGCCGCCCAAGUGCGGCGACGGCACAGCGGACCCAAACUGCACGCACCAGGCGACGAGCGCGCAGCUGGGCGUCUUCUUCCUGGGCCUGUACAUCCUCGCCGUGGGCACGGGUGGCACCAAGCCCAACAUCUCCACCAUCGGCGCCGACCAGUUCGACGACAACCACCCGCGGGAGCGCCGCCACAAGCUCUCCUUCUUCAACUGGUGGAUGUUCAGCAUCUUCUUCGGCACGCUCUUCGCCAACACCGUCCUCGUCUACAUCCAGGACAACGUCGGCUGGACCGUGGGCUACGCGCUCCCCACGCUGGGCCUCGCCGUCUCCAUUGUCAUCUUCACCGCCGGCACGCCCUUCUACCGCCACAAGCCCACCUCCGAUAGCCCCUUCGCCAAGAUGGCCAGGGUCAUCGUGGCGGCGGCCAGGAAGUGGGCCGUGGCCGCGCCCGUGGACCCGCGCGACCUGCACGAGCUCGAUGAGGAGCACUACGCCAAGAAGAACGCCGCCCGGCUCCCGCACACGCCCAACCUGGCGGUGCUGAGCAAGGCGGCGGUGAAGACGGCCGGCGCGCCGGCGGCGGCGUCGCGGUGGUCGCUGAGCACGGUGACGCAGGUGGAGGAGACGAAGCAGAUGCUCAAGAUGCUCCCCGUGCUGGCCAUCACGUUCGUGCCCAGCGCGAUGAUGGCGCAGAUCAACACCCUGUUCGUGAAGCAGGGCACGACGCUGGAGCGGCACAUCGGCCCGCACUUCGAGAUCCCGCCGGCGAGCCUCCAGGGGUUCGUGACCAUCUCCAUGCUGGUGUCCGUGGUGCUCUACGACCGUGUGUUCAUGCCCUUGGCGCGGCGGGCGACGGGGAACCCGCGCGGCAUCUCGCUGCUCCAGCGCAUGGGCGUCGGGCUCGUCAUCCACAUCGCCAUCAUGGGCAUCGCGUCCGUGACGGAGCGGCACCGCCUGGCGGUGGCGCACGAGCACGGCAUCUUCACCAGCAAGGACACGACGAUCCCGCUCACCAUCUUCGUGCUGCUCCCGCAGUUCGCGCUGAUGGGCGUGGCCGACGCGUUCCUGGAGGUGGCCAAGAUCGAGUUCUUCUAUGACCAGGCGCCCGAGGGGAUGAAGAGCCUGGGCACCUCGUACGCCAUGACCAGCCUCGGCGUGGGGAACUUCCUCAGCAGCGCGCUGCUCUCGACGGUAUCGCACGUCACGCGGCGGGGCGGCCGGGCAGGGUGGAUCCUCAACAACCUCAACGCCUCGCGUCUGGACAAGUACUACGCCUUCUUCGCCGUGCUAAACUGCGCCAACCUCCUCGUCUUCUUCGUCGUGUGCCGGCUCUACGUGUACAACGCCGAGAUCUCCCGCGUCGUCGACGUCGGCAGCGGCGGCGGCGUAGCCAGCAGCGGGGAGAAGAAGCGGGAGGUCGCGAUGCAGCCAGCGAGCGUGGGCGCCGUGGAGAUCACCCUGUAGCCUGUAGGGAGUGUUCCAGCAGAAAUGUAGUUUCCAACCCCCCGUACGUGACAUAUGGAAUGGAUGUGAUGGCUGACGAACGUGAACUUUGGCGACGGUGCCACAUCGGGCGAACUGACCGCGUGGGGAGUGGGGUGGCACGUUCUGCUUCUGCGGAAAGGCCAUGGCGAGAAACCGCGAUGGGCAAAGCAGCUAGCAAGGUGAAUUUGUCAUCUGACUUGUCACAUGUGGGCUCGACGGUACCAAGUCACCGACGUGUGCCUCCUGAUUGCAAAGGAUCCGAAGGCCCGACCCAAAAUACUUUGGCCCAAAAUUUGUUUUUUGAUGAGAGCUUUGGCCCAAAUUGGAAGCCAGCUAAAGGAAGCCCGAUAUAAUAACAAGGAAAAGUGUCCACUUUUUUUU